Plasmodium knowlesi strain H is the source of this 2019-nucleotide messenger RNA. RefSeq names its product conserved Plasmodium protein, unknown function. NCBI's taxonomy places the organism in Eukaryota, Apicomplexa, Aconoidasida, Haemosporida, Plasmodiidae. The record is from RefSeq and is a predicted model, not a curated record. Bases 1 to 2019 code for a protein of 672 amino acids. The transcript has a single exon.
AUGAAAAAGUUAAUCGAAAAGAAUGUUAUAAAAAUAAAUUACCACAACUUUUUAAAUAAAUACAAAACACACACGGGGUAUGAAAGGGAUGCCACUGACAAUGAACUGUACGAACACUUCAUCGUUAAUCCGCUCACUUAUUCCAGACCGAGGGGAUGCUUGCCAGAAGGGUUCAGUCGCUGGAAAGAAUUACAACAAUUGGAUGGAUUAAACAUUUUUGAAAUUGUUGAUUAUGUCAAUGUAGGGGAGCGGCUGUACAAGUUUGAUGAGGAGGGCGGGGGGGAAGAUGACGAAGUGCAGGAUUCCCCCAACGGCUCGGAGGACUGUGGGGACUCGCCAUAUGAUGAUCCAUCUGAUGAUAGUAAGAUCGGUCAAUUUAACAAAUUGAAAAAGAAGAAGAACGAAAGAAAUGACAAAAAAAAGACAGCAAAUAGGAUGAACAAGAAUUACUUGUCCAACAAGGGAAAUUCUGAAAAGAGAAGAAUUUUUCGCUUUUUACUCUUCGAUGGGCAUAAUUUUAUUUAUGCAUAUGAGAAGGAGUACAACGAGAAUUUUAACUACCUAGAAAAGUAUACUUAUAGGUACCCCAAAAUUAUUUUGUAUAAUAAACCCUCCAUUCAACGUGGGACAUUAUUGUUAAAGAAAAAUCAGGUGACUAUUUUAUUUAAAGGAUGCAAAGUAUCCGAAACGGGCUCUCCCCCUUUGGAAGAUGACCAGCUGGAUGAAGUGACUUCCACUACAGGGACUCCCUUUCAUGCGGAGAACAUCCCAAAUUACCAAGUCUCUAUAAGAAAGAGAGAAAACCAUAAUAUUAUCAAUUUAACCGAUGGCCCAAAAAAUUACGCUUAUAAGGAGGACAGAAUUAGGAUGCGCGAAGAAAUUCAAUACAGGGAAAACCAAAAUGAUGAUACCCCCAGGAAAUUCUACUACGUAGAAGACACGGCAAAAAAUGAUUUCCAAUUUAAGAGUACAUACCUCAAUAGGAUGAAUCAUCCCAACGUGGAGGAUAGAAGCAAGUCCAACAUAUGUAACAGGAUUAAUCAGCACAGCCAGGAUGCACUUGGAAAGGAAUAUACCAAUAGCAAAUGGGAGCAUACAUGGAAAGGGCGUACUUAUGAGCACAGUGUAGAAACGGAACAUAAACAGGGCGCGGGUAACAACCCCAAUGAACAUUACAACCGCAACCGUACGUGGAGUCAUCUUCAAGGUUUGGAAAAGGCUGACGGGGAGAAUUUUAACACGGGUCAUGGUAACUACUGGGAGAAACACCAAAGUGAACACAACACCGGUAUGCACGCCAUGCAGAGCAGGAACGACUACAAUAGAGAGAGAAUCCACUUCUACAAUAGGGAUAAGUAUAGGCAAUACCCCACAAAUGGUUAUGAUAAUUAUGAGAAGAACUGUAGUGAGGAUUAUCCAAGGCUGAGCGAAUAUAACGAUAAAAAUGACGAGCGCAUUCAUUGGUCAAAAGAAGCCAAGAACAAGCAUGUCAGCAACGAACUGAAAGACACAGGUUAUCAAAGAUUAAGUGGUGCUGUAGGAGGAGAUUGGAGCGAUCAGCUGAAUCAUGGAAGCAAUAGAAAUGAAGGAGAUAACAGCCAGUUUAGUAGCCAAUAUGGCAACUUUGGGAAUAUGGCUCAUUAUCCCAUGGAUACAAAUGAUUGGGAAAAGAAGAACGUUUUAACAGCGCAUGCAAGAGGGGAGGGAGAAAACUGGAUGAUGGGCAGCCGGUUCACAGAAACGCAUUCGACGAGUCGUGAAAACCAAAUGGGUGAGACGCUCCAAAAUGUAGAACGCACACAUUUUGAGGUGAAAGACCCAGUGGAAAAGAACAUUGUUGGGCUGAAGAGCGGCGAAAUUUUCAACGAAAAAGAUCAACACUGCGAUGCCAUAAACAAAAAAAAAGGCAACGAAUUAAUCGAUUUGACGGAGGGUUUUUUUCAGUCUGAUUUUUUUCACAAUACAAAUGAAUUGGACAGUGUUAAUAAAGGUAGCGAGGUUAUUAUUCUCGAUGAAUGA